AUGAAGCAUGCAGCUUUCAACUGGAUAAUUGUUGUUCGGUUCUAUGUAGGCUUUGUUAAUGGACAUUCAGAUGAGUAUGACGUCAUAAACGCUGUCGUCAGCAGCAGGACAAGUUUGAGCAAUGUUUCACUUGUGUUAAAAGAGUUCAACACAUCGGCGGAUAACACGAACUUAUUUGAUACAGCUUCAGCUUUACUUGAUCAUAACACCAUUGUGCUCAUUGAGGGAAGCAACACGAAAAUGUCUGCAUGCACACUCUCUUCAGUGACCGGCAUUCCUCUCAUCCGUUUCCAUGGAGACAGUAGGUCCUUUGAUCAAUGUGAGAAAGCGAUUCAGAUGUCAGCGGGAUACAAAGAAUACGCCCUUGCUACGCGUGCCAUACUGAACACAUUUGGAUGGAAAAACAUUGCACUUGUGUACGACGCAAGUCGGUGGCACGAAGCUGGGAAUUUUUUUGCCAUCUCCCGGAGUUCAGGGAUGACGGUAAAUUUUGUUCAGCUUUCUGAACAGGAUGAAGAUGAAGAUUCCUCUGUACCAGUACUGAGGGCAUUGGAACAAAUAAAAGACUUUGAAGUUGACAUUAUUCUACUUUACAUUGAAAAACAAAAAAUUGAGCUUAUGUUACAACAGGUACCCUUGAAGUUAAGCUGUUACCAGAAUGUGGUAGUAUCAUUGAAGCUUACGUAUGUUCAGAACUCGGCUUCUGAUGAACUAGAACGUAAUCAUAACAAAACUACCAAGGAACUGCUUGCAUUUGCUUACGAUUCAGUCCAAGUUAUUAACCAGGCGGUAAAUACAGAUCCUUGCCUGUCGAUUAACGGAUCUCUCAUCAGUUCAGAAGAUACAGAAGCAAUGUUGACCUGCUUGAAAAAGAUUAGCCUGGAUGGUUUAACAGGACCUGUCAACUUCAAUGAGUAUGGGCAGCGAAAAAAAACUGAUCUGGAAAUUCUGAAUCUUCGAAACAAUUCGUUCAAGAAAAUAGGUACAUGGAAUUCAACUAAAGGUGCCGUACUGUUUGGAAGUGUCUUACGCAACAUGGACAAUCCACUCUCCAAAGGAAGUCUCGAGGGAAGAAAGCUUAGGGCUGUUGUAGCUUUGGUAGGAACCACUAGAAAUAUAAAGUUAGACGUUGAACUUACUCAAUUUGAUGAAUUGUUUACUAUGUAA
Molecule: messenger RNA, 1167 nt
Organism: Orbicella faveolata
Lineage: Eukaryota; Metazoa; Cnidaria; Anthozoa; Scleractinia; Merulinidae
Product: glutamate receptor 2-like
Biological process (GO): monoatomic ion transport
Cellular component (GO): membrane
Molecular function (GO): signaling receptor activity; ligand-gated monoatomic ion channel activity
Source: RefSeq, a predicted model, not a curated record